Molecule: messenger RNA, 6149 nt
Organism: Sciurus carolinensis (gray squirrel)
Lineage: Eukaryota; Metazoa; Chordata; Mammalia; Rodentia; Sciuridae
Gene: Nlrx1
Product: NLR family member X1
Exons: 10
Coding region: 384-3302 (972 amino acids)
Biological process (GO): negative regulation of canonical NF-kappaB signal transduction
Cellular component (GO): mitochondrion
Molecular function (GO): protein binding
Source: RefSeq, a predicted model, not a curated record
UCCAGAACCCCGCGGCCCCAGCGCCUAGGCUCGCCUGCUCAGGUCCUGGCUCUGGGGCUGCUGCCAGGGCCGGCCCGGCUCCGCGCAGGCGGGCGGAGGCGGGCAGGAAGCGCCGCGCCGCGCCGCAUCCAGCGAGCCAGGGACUCUGGGAGCCAGCGGGAGACGCCGGCGUCCGCCCCGCCGGGCUGCGGCGACCGGGCGCGGGUAAAGGCCUAGUUGGCUCGAGCGCCCCUCCGACCCCGGCUGAGCGGCUGCCCUUGGCCAGGGCACAGGCGGGCGGGGAGCCGGGACCGGCAAGUGCCACUGGGAGUUCGCGGCCGGAAACAAGGGAACUGGAUAGAAGGUGGUGGUAAGUCUCCCAGGUUCUGAACUUCUCUCUCAGGAUGAGGUGGAGAUACCGUUUGCCCAGGGCCUCUUGGUGCUCUGGUCUGGGAAGAACAUCCCGGCCACCGGAUGAGCGUAUCCCCUUCCUGACCCACUGGAGUUGGUCCCUUAAACGGGAGCCUCCCCUUGAACCUCUUAGAGCCUUUACACGCCACCAUGGAAGCUCAGCAGACAGUGCUUCCCCAUCAGGGAGGCAUGGACAGGUGUUCCGGAGCAUCUCUGCAGCUGAAGCUAUCCAGCGGCACCGCCGGAAUCUGGCUGAAUGGUUCAUCCGGCUGCCCAGAGAGGAACGCCAGUUUGGUCCAACCUUUGCACUAGACACAGUCCAUGUUGACCCUGUAAUUCGUGAGAGUACCCCCGAUGAGCUGCUUCGCCCAUCUGCGGGGCUGGCCCAGGAGCAUCAGCCACCUCCAGCUGGGCUACCUACACUGGCCCUGUCUCAGCUCUUUGACCCGGAUGCCUGUGGACGCAGGGUGCAGACGGUAGUGCUAUAUGGGACAGUGGGUACAGGCAAGAGCACGUUGGUGCGCAAGAUGGUCCUGGACUGGUGUUAUGGGCGGCUACCAGCUUUUGAGCUACUCAUCCCCUUCUCCUGUGAAGACCUGUCAUCCCUGGGACCCACCCCCACCUCUUUGUGCCAACUUGUGACCCAGCGCUAUACUCCACUGAAGGAGGUUCUGCCCCUGAUGACUACUGCUGGAUCCCGCCUUCUGUUUGUGCUCCAUGGCUUGGAGCGUCUCAAUCUUGACUUCCGAUUGGCAGGCACAGGGCUUUGUAGUGACCCUGAGGAACCAGGGGCACCAGCUGCCAUCAUGGUCAACCUGCUGCGCAAAUACAUGCUGCCUGAGGCCAGCAUUCUGGUGACCACCCGUCCCUCUGCCAUUGGCCGCAUCCCCAGCAAGUAUGUGGGCAGAUAUGGAGAGAUCUGUGGCUUCUCUGAUACCAACUUGCAAAAGCUCUAUUUCCAGCUCCGCCUCAACCAGCCGGAUUGUGGACAUGGUGCGGGUGUCUCAGCCACACCAGCUCAGCGGGACAACCUGGUGCAGAUGCUCUCCCGAAACCUGGAAGGGCACCACCAGAUUGCCGCUGCCUGCUUCCUGCCCUCCUAUUGCUGGCUUGUCUGUGCCACCUUGCAUUUCCUGCAUGCCCCCACACCUGCUGGCCAGACCCUCACAAGCAUCUAUACCAGCUUCCUGCGCCUCAAUUUCAGUGGGGAAACGCUGGACAGCACUGACCCCUCCAAUUUGUCCCUGAUGGCCUAUGCUGCCCGAACUAUGGGCAAGUUGGCCUACGAAGGGGUGUCCUCCCGCAAGACCUACUUCUCUGAAGAGGAUGUCCGUGGCUGCCUGGAGGCUGGCAUCAAGACCGAGGAGGAGUUUCAGCUGCUGCAUGUCUUCCGUCGGGAUGCCCUAAGGUUUUUUCUGGCCCCAUGUGUGGAGCCAGGACACUUGGGCACCUUCGUGUUCACUGUGCCUGCCAUGCAAGAAUACCUGGCUGCUCUCUAUAUCGUACUGGGUUUGCACAAGACAACCCUGCAGCGGGUGAGCAAGGAAGUGGCUGAGGUCGUGGGCCGUGUGGGAGAGGAUGUCAGCCUGGUACUGGGCAUUGUGGCCAAGCUGCUGCCUCUGCGAAUUCUGCCUCUGCUCUUCAACUUGCUCAAGGUGGUUCCAAGAGUCUUUGGGCGCAUGGUAGGUAAGAGCCGGGAGGCGGUGGCGCAGGCCAUGGUGCUAGAGAUGUUCCGAGAGGAGGACUACUACAAUGAUGAUGUUCUAGACCAGAUGGGUGCCAGUAUCCUGGGUGUGGAGGGCCCCCGGCGCCACCCAGAUGAGCCCCCCGAGGACGAAGUCUUUGAGCUCUUCCCCAUGUUCAUGGGGGGACUUCUCUCUGCCCACAACCGUGCUGUGUUGGCUCAGCUCGGCUGCCCCAUCAAGAACCUGGAUGCCUUGGAGAAUGCCCAGGCCAUCAAGAAGAAGCUGGGCAAACUGGGCCGGCAGGUGCUGCCCCCAUCAGAGCUUCUUGACCACCUCUUCUUCCACUAUGAGUUCCAGAACCAGCGCUUCUCUGCUGAGGUGCUCAGCUCCCUGCGCCAGCUCAACUUGGCAGGUGUGCGCAUGACACCUCUCAAGUGCACAGUGGUGGCAGCUGUACUGGGCAGUGGCAGACAUGCCUUGGAUGAGGUGAACUUGGCUUCCUGCCAGCUGGAUCCUGCUGGGCUGCGCACACUCAUGCCUGUCUUCCUACGUGCUCGGAAGCUGGGAUUGCAGCUCAACAACCUGGGCCCUGAGGCCUGCAGGGACCUCCGAGACCUGCUACUGCAUGACCAGUGCCAAAUUACCACCCUGAGGUUGUCCAACAAUCCACUGGCUGCGGCGGGUGUCAGCCUGCUGAUGGAGGGGCUGGCAGGAAAUACUUCACUGACACACCUGUCCCUGCUGCACACGGGCCUUGGGGAUGAGGGGCUGAAGCUGCUGGCUGCCCAACUGGACCGCAACCAGCAGCUGCAGGAGCUCAAUGUGGCCUACAAUGGUGCUGGUGACACAGCAGCCCUGGCCCUGGCCAAGGCUGCCCGGGAGCAUCCUUCGUUGGAGCUACUUCACCUCUACUUCAAUGAACUCAGCUCAGAGGGCCGCCAGGUCCUGCGGGACCUGGGAGGCACUGCUGAAGGCAGGGCCCGGGUUGUGGCAUCGCUGACAGAGGGGACAGCAGUGUCGGAGUACUGGUCAGUGAUUCUCAGUGAAGUCCAGCGGAAUCUAAACAGCUGGGAUCGGGCCCGGGUUCAGCGCCACCUUGAGCUUCUGCUGUGUGACCUUGAGGAUAGCCGAGGCGCCACCCUUAAUCCUUGGCGCAAGGCUCAGCUGCUGCGAGUGGAGGGUGAGGUCAGGGCCCUCCUGGAGCAGCUGGGAGGCCCUGGAAGCUGAGACAGUGGCAGUUGAAACCCAGCUAUGGGACCACUGGCUUCAAAACUUCCUCUGUGACCUCCCAGCUUGCACUACUCCUUCUAGAAUGAUCCCUUCUGCGCUGGUGUCAAAGCAAUGGGCACAGCUGUGUAGGAUGGGGGCAUGUCCAACUAAGUCUGGAAUUCCAGGGUCAAAUAUGGUCAAUCAAUACUGUGGUCUUGAAGAUGGAGUGUGUAUCCUUUCUCUUUGGCUAGAAGGACUAAGGAUGACCAGGCAUUUGGGUGACCAGAUUGCCCCGAGGACCACCACCAACUUUGGUUCCCCCUCUGCUCUGGGAGCCUUUGGUUGUACCACCAAGGGUCACACUUCUUACAUCUGCCAUGCUGGUGGUGUUGCCAUCCAGGAGGUAUGCUGGAGGGCCUCUCUUCCUGCCUUUGCUCAGCUGUGGAUGCUGAGGAUGCCCUCACAUUGGUGCUUUCCCUCACAUUCAUGCUCCCUAUCACACUGGUACCCAUGGCUUGGUGGUCCAUAGGGCCAGGUGUACCCAACUUGUUGCUAUUAAAAAGCCCCAUGUCUCCCACCUACUGUGGCUUCCUCUUUCUUACCUGAUGCUCCCAAGAAAGGGCACUGUUCUUGGCCAUUCUGGGUAAACUAGUAACCAUUUUGUACAGGCUGCCUAACAACCCACUGCUGGCAGCAGGCGUCUCCUUGUUGAUGGAGGGCUAUCGGGAAAUGCCUCACUGACAACCCUGUCCUUGCCGCGCUGGGCCCUUGGGCAUGAGGGGCUGGAGCUGCUGGACUGCAACCAGUAGCUCCAGGAGCUGAACAUGGCCUACCUGGAGCUGGUGACACGAUUCUAGGUUCAGAGGCAGCAGUGGCUGGAGGAACCUACAUAUAAGAUAUCGGGAUGGAUGUUGGCCAUGCUAGGCCACAGAACUGCUGUCACCCCUUUCACACUUACCCCUCUCCCAGGCAUGGGAUUACAGUGGCCAGCAAUCUGUCUUUCUCUGUGCAGAGAGGCAACUGGGUCAGCUGUAGGAUCUCUGGAGAAAGUUGAAGCCCAGAGACUCAAGAGGCUGAGUCAGAAGGAUCGGAAGUUCUAGGCCAGCCUCAGCAACUUAGGCAAGACACUGUCUCAAAAAAAAACUAAAAGGACUGGGGAUGUAGCACCACUGGGUUCAAUCCCCAGUACCAAAAGAAAAAAAAGAAAAGAAAAGAAAGUUAAAGACAGGAAUGGGGACAAAAGAAACACAAACACGUCACAGAGGAUAAGAGUCUCAUCUCCGUUAACCAUUACCCCAUUGCUUCCAUAACAGCGUCUUCAAGGAGGCGGGACUUGGGAGGGGGCAGGUGGGAGGGUCAACUGGUUAUAAUGGACCUUGUCCCUACUCUUGAGCACUGGUUGCUGAUCCAACUAUGGAGGCAGCUGCAGGUAGGAGGCUGGGAGAUAUACCUAGAGGGGACUCUGGGGCAGUCAGAGGGCUGAUUUGGAGGCUCUGGGACUGGGGCAUACUUGAAGUUGGGGCUUGGAGCCCUGAGGCAAACAGACGGAAGUUAGGGAGAAAAAGGUGAGUUGAUAAUGUUUGUCUUCCUGGUCCACACCCUGUACUGAUAUGCUCAGAUUUGUGUAUCACAGACUUGGGGGCAGUGAAAAGGAGAGGGACACACACCCUGUGUAUGACUUUAGUAAGAAAGGAAGACUUUGGGAGCAGAGUGGAGGGCACAAGUCCUGAGUUUUGGGGUUCCCCUAAGUCCUUUCAGUUUAUGAGGGUGGAAAAGGCAUCUGGGGGCAGGAAUGUGCCACUCCUCUUACCCACUUCUUUGUCCAGUAGAUCUUCAGGACACAGCCUCACUAACUCUGUAAGUGGCGUGAGGGACGGGCAAGGGGAGGGAUGAAUUGAAGGUGGAGAAGCUCCUCAGCUGCCAUUAGUUCCUGAAAUAGAGCCUUGGACCCAAGUCUAGCUGCUAGCUUCUCCUACCCACUUCCCCUGCCUCCUUGCAGGAAGUUCAAAUUUAACCCAAAGCUGGGCAUUGACAAUCCUGUCCUCUCCCUGGCUGAAGACCAUGACUGCUCUGGUAACCCCCUUACCCCUGGGCAACCAUUGCCUUUCCCUGGAGAUACUGCAGCUCCAUCUCCUUGGUAACCACUCUGCCUCCCUCUAAUAUCAGUAACUGUGGAGAGGAGGGGGUCAGUGCUUCCUCUGUCCCAGCCAUUCUGCCCACUGGGUGUUCAACCACAGUAUUCCACCUCUCACUGGGUGAGGCAGGGGCUGCCAGGCAACUGAUCUGCACUUGGACUGUGCUCCCCUUCCCUUCCCUCUUUUCUGCUGCCCACCUCCCUUUCCAGAUCCCUGGAACCUGAAGCGGCCUCGCUUCUGUCUGCUGAGCAAAGAGGAGGGCAGGAGUUUUGGUUUCCAUUUGCAGCAGCAGCUGGACAGGCCUGGGCAUGUGGUGUGCAGGGUGGAGCCAGGCUCCUCAGCCCAGCGCCAGGGUCUCCGGGAAGGAGACCUGAUCUUGGCAGUGAACAAUGAUGUCGUGGAACAUGAGGACUAUGUGGUGGUGAGGCUGGGCUGGGACUCCCAGUGGUACAGGAGAGCAUUCCACAGCAUCUCAGGGAGGAAAGCCAGUCAGUCACCUCCUGCGGCACUAUGGCAACAGGGCCAUAAAUCUCCCCACACCCCAGGAUUUAGGGGUGCCCAGGUAGGAAGGGUUGGGUGGAGGCAUCUAGAGAGCUAGUUCUUCAGUGAAUAAUGCAGAUUCCUGGGAGGCCCUCGGUGCUGGCAAGAGGAGCUGUCCCCUUUACCCUGACUUGCCCUCUGUUCAGGUGGUGCGCCACAUCCGGGCCAGUGGUCCCCGGGUGCUUCUGAC